AAGCUGAUUUACUUGUUUAAGGUCUGACCUCAUCAUCCUGUCAGUAUGGAUUCCCACCUAUACAGUUAACAGCAGCUUAGCAUCGGCUUGAAGUGCUAGCAGUAUAUUAGUCAGAAAAAAAGAGGGCUACUGGUAUUUGUUCCUUUGUUGUCUUUUCUUAAGAAGAGGUGCUGAAACACAAGAGAUAACAAAGAAUCCAUUUCCUUUCUAAAAGAAUAGGCUUUUGUUCUUUUUUCCUGCAAAAAUGUCAGUUUCUGGAAAGAAAGAGUUUGAUGUGAAACAGAUCCUAAGGCUACGCUGGAGGUGGUUCAGUCACCCCUCUCAAGGUUCCACAGGCACUGGAGGCUGCCUUCAGGAAGGAUAUGAGCAUAGAGGGACACCGGUUCAGAAUAGGUUGAAGAGCCACUCUCGGGACAGAAAUGGGCUAAAGAAAAACAACAGUCCUGUUCACCACAAUAUACUGGCACCAGUGCCAGGUCCAACCCCUGUGCACCACCGAUCUAUUCAAACCUGGCAUCAACAAAACCUCAUAGAACAGCUGCGAGCAAAUGAGGAUAUCCCCAAAGCAAGCACAGAGGAAAAUUGUGUCAAAGAAGAUUCAAGUAAAAAUAUACAGGAGCUGCAGAUGAUCACAGACGAAAAUACAGAUGAAUCCACUGAGAGAUUAUCAAUAACUAGCUGUUCACCCACUGGAAUGAACACUAAUGGCUCAGACGAAUACUUCCAAUCCACAAAUCAUGCAGAGCAGACAUUCCGCAAGAUGGAGAACUAUCUCCAGCAGAAGCAGCUGUGUGAUGUUCUUCUCAUUGCUGGAAAUCACAAGAUUCCAGCUCACAGAUUGGUUCUUAGUGCCGUGUCUGAUUAUUUUGCUGCAAUGUUUACUAAUGAUGUGCGUGAAGCGAAAGAAGAGGAGAUCAAAAUGGAAGGAGUGGACCCAGAUGCACUGAAAGCUUUGGUGCACUAUGCCUAUACAGGUGUUUUAGAGUUAAAGGAAGACACUAUAGAAAGCUUGCUGGCUGCAGCUUGUCUCCUCCAGCUAUCUCAAGUCAUUGAAGUGUGUUGCAACUUUCUCAUGAAACAGCUCCAUCCUUCAAACUGCUUAGGGAUUCGAUCCUUUGGAGAUGCGCAGGGUUGCAUGGAACUCUUGAAGGUGGCGCAUCUGUACACAAUGGAACACUUCACAGAAGUGAUACAGAAUCAGGAAUUUCUUUUGCUUCCUGCUAGUGAAAUAGCAAAACUCCUGUCUAGCGAUGACAUCAAUGUACCAGAUGAAGAAGCCAUAUUCCAGGCUUUAAUGAUGUGGGUGAGACAUGAUUUGCAAAGCAGGCAACGAGACUUAGGAAUGCUCCUCUCUUACAUUAGACUGCCACUACUCCCACCACAGUUACUAGCAGAUCUUGAAAAUAGCCCAAUGUUCACGCAUGACCUUGAGUGUCAGAAACUUCUUAUGGAAGCUAUGAAGUAUCAUCUCCUACCGGAAAGAAGAUCCAUGAUGCAGAGUCCUCGAACUAAACCUAGGAAGUCUACAGUGGGUGCACUUUAUGCUGUGGGAGGCAUGGAUGCUACUAAAGGUACCACUACAAUUGAGAAAUAUGACCUUAGGACAAACAGUUGGAUACAAAUUGGUACCAUGAAUGGUAGACGAUUGCAGUUUGGAGUAGCAGUAAUUGACAACAAGCUCUAUAUUGUGGGAGGAAGAGAUGGCCUGAAAACCUCUAAUACAGUUGAAUGUUUCAAUCCAGCUACCAAAGUUUGGACUAUAAUGCCUCCUAUGUCAACUCACAGACACGGCUUAGGCGUAGCAAUGCUUGAAGGACCAAUGUAUGCUGUUGGCGGUCAUGAUGGAUGGAGUUAUCUUAAUACAGUAGAAAGAUGGGACCCCCAGGCACGGCAAUGGAAUUACGUUGCUAGCAUGUCAACUCCUAGAAGCACAGUGGGGGUUGCAGCAUUAAAUAGCAAAUUAUAUGCUGUUGGUGGACGAGACGGCAGCUCCUGCUUAAAAUCCAUGGAAUGCUUUGAUCCUCAUACUAACAAAUGGAGUAUGUGUGCUGCAAUGUCUAAGAGGCGAGGCGGUGUUGGUGUUGCAACAUACAAUGGAUUUUUAUAUGCAGUGGGAGGUCAUGACGCACCAGCUUCCAACCACUGUUCUAGACUUUCUGAUUGUGUGGAAAGAUAUGAUCCUAAAACUGACACCUGGACAACAGUGGCACCUUUAAGUGUACCACGGGAUGCUGUUGGCGUCUGUCCUCUUGGGGACAGAUUAUAUGCAAUAGGAGGCUAUGAUGGACAUAGUUACCUGGACACUGUGGAGUCAUAUGAUGCACAAAAUAAUGAAUGGACAGAGGAAGUGCCUGUCAAUAUUGGAAGAGCUGGAGCUUGUGUUGUUGUGGUGAAAUUGCCAUGAUGGAUGUCCCUGGUGUGAAAUAAACCCCGAGUUCAGUUCCAUAAAAACCAUGUGACAGGAGGAGAAGAAACAAGUUCCAGAACAUAAUACAAACUACAUACCGUAUAUACUCUUCAUAAUCCGAAUAUUUUUGGUAAAAAAGUGAUGCAUCAAAGAGCGGGGGUUGGCUUAUAAACCACAAAAUUUGAUGAUUUUAAACUCUGUGGAAUCACUGAAUUGAAUAUCUAAUACAUUGUCGUUUUGUUUACCUGCAGCGUCUGCAGGCCACAGGGAGCUGAGGGGCUCCAUACCUGCAGACGCUUUAAGUAAACAAAACAUCCCGCCAGCGCCUUACCCUGACAGGCUGGGAGCCAAAGUUUGCCAAUCCAUUUAUUGAUGUCAAUACUGCAGCCUUUUAAAGUUGCAAAGAGUUUGUUUAGUGGACUAGACUGGCUUGAAAGGAAUACUAAAAGAGCAGUGCUGCAGGUCUGCAUGACAUUUGACCCAUGCAUUUCACAAAAGGCUAGCCUUACAAGCCAAUCAGAAAAAUACAAUGAAUGAUAGUACUAUAGCACUGGUGUCAGUCUGUUACUGUGUAAUUUGAUUUCUUCAUGCAUUUCUACCAAUGGACCUCUUGGAGCGUCUGCAGGCAUGGAGCCCCUCAGCUCCCAGUGUCCGUGGUUUGCCAUUCCCAGACACUUCCCUCAGCUCGCAUUGUCUGGGAACGGCAGACCGCGGACACUGGGAGCUGGGGGGCUCCGUUCCUGCAGAUGCUCCAGGUAAACAAAAUGUCUAGGCCCACUAGUGGCUUACCCUAAUGGGCCAGGAGCCAAAGUUUGCCAACUCCUGAAAUACAGGGUCGGCUUAUGAAAGGGUCAUACAGUUUUUGCUAUUUUUACCUAACCAUCUUUGGGGGGAGGCGGGCAAGCUUAUAAAUGAACGGGCUAAUGAACGAGUAUAUACGGUACAUUCUCGCAGCUCUCUACUGGAGGAAGACUCGGAUUUGAGCCAUUAUGUGGUUUGAGCACAAAACUGAAGUUUAUCACCAUUGCACAGACAGGUUUUUGCAAAACAUGGAUCAUAUGCAAGUAUCAAUAUUUGUUACACUUGAUACACAGUAAUACAAUAAUAUGUUUAAAUGGUUCAAGUCUAUUAUAAAACUUUACUUCUUGUUGUUAGUGAUAGAUGUGUCACUGAAUAAGACUUAAUAUACAUUUUCUUGUCCAUAUCAGCAGCAAUGUUAAUAUGUUUAGAAAACAAGAAAUUUGUAUUUAAGUGAAAAGCAGACACUGGAUAAAAUAAAUCUUCAACAAUAGAUAACCAUAACACUGACAACAACAACAAAAAAAUCACAAUAAAAGUUCCUUUAAAGUAAGUUUACAUUUAAUGACAUCUAAUUUCACAAAUGAGAAUAUUUAGUGGAUGUUUUAAAAGUAUAUAGAAUCAAAUUAUAUCAGAAAAUUGUGGAACUGAUUCUAUGCAAAAUUACAAAACCUAGUUACUAAUUAUAAGUGUGAUACUGUCUAACUUUUCAUUAUUAAACACUAUGACAGAAUAAUCAUUUUUAGCAAUAUAGACGAUUAAAUUCUCUAACAUUUAAAAAUAUCUGCCCAACAAGUCUGAAGAAAUCAUUCUUUUAUUAAGUUUCUGCCACUGAAAUGAAAUCUCUUUUAUAAAAAAAAAAGAUAGCUAAUGUAACUUGCAGUAUCUAAAAAUUGGUAAUUUGAUAAUGUAUUGAUAUGCACUAGUAGUAUCCUGAUCACACUCAGCCCACUAACCAUCUGUCAAUAUAUUUUAAAGAAAUUUGGCUUUUCUUGGAAUAAUCAGCAUGCAUUAGACUUAUCACUGGUAAAAUGUUAGUGUAAUUACAUUCAUCAAAUAUAGCUUACAUAAUGGAAAAAUGUAUAUCAUAUUGAUAUGACAAUCUAUGACCUCAGCUGAAGAGUGCCAGCUUCCUCACAUGUACAGAAUAAAAUAUUGUAGUCAAGGAACAUGGGUACUGUGUAACAUUAUGUACCAUUAAAAUAAGCAUGUUUACAUUUUAUCUGAAACCAUCUAGAAUGCUAAGAAUGAAGAUAAACUUCACUGAAUCAAAGGAUCACUUGAAAAACAGCACAUAAUAUUCAGCAUGCAUAACAUCUCUUUCAUGUGCCAGUUUAUAUGAAGGAUUCCCCCCCCAUUUCUGAUAAUUUUGUGUGUGGGAAUUAUACAGUAGGGAAGGUUAUCAUAUAUGUAAAAUGUUCUAUACUGUAAAACAUGAUAUUUGGGUAGUGUCUAUGUUAGCCUUUAAAACUCAUCAUUUCAUUUAUGAGAAAAAUUCAGGGUAAAAUAGUAACAAAUGUGCUUUAUGAAUAUGUAGACAACUUUGGGGAUGGAAUGUUGCAUUUUCACAUCUCUGCAAUAUGCUAUUUUAACAGGCUUUAUACUAUAUAUAUUGUGUAGAAAAGUUCUAAGACUUAGCAACCAUGGGAUUAUUUAUAAAAAAAAUAAAAUGUUUUUAAACUUGCAAAUCAAUUCACACAAAUUAUGUUUAUAGUAUGGCAUGCUGAAUUAAAAUAAAUUUUACUUUCUC
Messenger RNA from Malaclemys terrapin pileata, 4955 nucleotides. RefSeq names its product kelch like family member 4 (gene KLHL4). The coding region runs from base 245 to 2404 and encodes 719 amino acids. Gene Ontology annotation, molecular function: protein binding. The transcript is spliced from 11 exons. NCBI's taxonomy places the organism in Eukaryota, Metazoa, Chordata, Testudines, Emydidae. The record is from RefSeq and is a predicted model, not a curated record.